Molecule: messenger RNA, 3872 nt
Organism: Ziziphus jujuba (common jujube)
Lineage: Eukaryota; Viridiplantae; Streptophyta; Magnoliopsida; Rosales; Rhamnaceae
Product: bifunctional fucokinase/fucose pyrophosphorylase
Exons: 7
Coding region: 364-3633 (1089 amino acids)
Biological process (GO): GDP-L-fucose salvage
Molecular function (GO): ATP binding; fucokinase activity
Source: RefSeq, a predicted model, not a curated record
CCGGUUCGAGUCCGGGCGACGCCAUUUUUCUUUUUUUUUGCUUUUUUUUUUCAUUCAUUUUUCCCUUCUACCGAGUACGACGUCGUCUCAUCUAGUCGCCGACGAAACAGUUGCACGGUGCUCCAUGGACCAUCGUAUGCACACGUAAUUUCACCACUCGCCCCUUCCGCGGUUCCAGCUCCUUGUGUGUCAAAAAUGUUGGUGGGGGUAGUUAUUCAGUGAAUCACUCUCAUCGUACUCCAAGCUCCGCCUCAAACUCUCUCUUUUUUAUUUUUUUCCCCUAACAGUUCUCCGUUUGCCCACUGAAUUUUCUCCCACUUUCUCGGGAAAAGUGAAAAAAAAAAAAAAGGAAGAAAACCCCAAAUGGAAGCUCAAAGAUGGAUAAGAGGCUCCAGAACCAAACAAAAAGCUGACCUCGCUGGAGUCCUCCGAAAGUCGUGGUACCAUUUAAGGCUCUCAGUCAGACACCCUUCUCGUGUUCCCACCUGGGAUGCCAUUGUUUUGACUGCAGCUAGCCCCGAGCAAGCCGAGCUCUACGAAUGGCAGCUCAACCGCGCCAAGCGGAUGGGCCGAAUCUCUCCCUCCACCGUCACCCUAGCCGUCCCCGAUCCCCUCGGCCAGCGUAUCGGCUCCGGCGCUGCCACUCUCCACGCCAUUCACGCCCUCGCCGCCCAUUACCACCAGAAGCUCGGCAUUUCUCUCGCCCCGCAGGAACAGCAGAUGGCAGCAACUGAUAACGGCAUUUCUGAAGCUUCUGUGGUGCAUGAGAGUUCCAAAGAUGAAAAUCUCUUCCUGCCAAUGGUUAGCUUCAUUGCUAAAAGGCAUAUACUAUUGCUUCAUGCUGGAGGUGACUCUAAAAGGGUCCCGUGGGCAAACCCAAUGGGAAAGGUUUUCCUGCCUCUUCCAUAUCUAGCAGCAGAUGACCCCGAUGGGCCAGUUCCACUGCUGUUUGACCAUAUACUGGCAAUAGCUUCAUGUGCAAGACCAGCCUUUAAAAAUGAAGGUGGGAUAUUUAUCAUGACUGGAGAUGUUCUUCCAUGUUUUGAUGCCUUCACCAUGAAUCUCCCAGAGGACACUUCCUGCAUCAUCACUGUUCCUAUAACCCUCGAUGUUGCUUCUAACCAUGGUGUUGUUGUGGCAUCUAAGAGUGGGAAUCUGGAAAAAAGUUAUAAUGUCAGUUUGGUUGACAAUCUCUUACAAAAACCUAGUUUGGAGGAGCUUUCCAAGAAUAAGGCAAUCCUAGAAGAUGGUAGAACACUUCUUGACACAGGAAUAAUAGCAGUUAGAGGAAAAGGGUGGCUGGAUCUAGUUACAGUUGCAUUGGCAUUCCAACCAAUGAUUUCAGAACUUCUAAAGAGCAGAAAAGAGAUUAGUCUUUAUGAAGAUCUGGUAGCAGCUUGGGUACCUGCAAAACAUGAGUGGUUGCGGCAACGCCCUAUGGGUGAAGAACUGGUCAACAGAUUAGGAAAGCAGAAGAUGUUCAGCUACUGUGCAUAUGAUUUGCUGUUUUUACACUUUGGAACGUCAAGUGAAGUCUUAGAUCACUUAAGUGGGACUGGUUCAGAACUUGUAGGUCGAAGACAUUUGUGUUCUAUCCCUGCAACCAAUGUCUCUGACAUUGCAUCAUCUGCUGUUGUUCUUUCUAGCAAAAUUGCACCUGGUGUCUCAAUUGGGGAUGAUUCUCUUGUGUAUGAUUCAUCCAUUUCCAGUGGAAUACAAAUUGGCUCCCUUUCCAUUGUUGUUGGUGUUAAUGUUCCAAAAGUAAAUGAUACAACUGAAAACCCAUUUAGGUUCAUGCUUCCUGAUCGCCAUUGUCUUUGGGAGGUCCCAUUAGUAGGAUGUACUGAAAGAGUCAUAGUGUAUUGUGGCCUUCAUGAUAACCCCAAAGAUUCACUGUCUAAGGGUGGAACUUUCUGUGGGAAACCCUGGAGGAAGGUAUUGUUUGAUUUAGGAAUUCAAGAAAGAGACCUAUGGAGCUCAAGUGGCAAUCAUGAAAAGUGCUUAUGGAAUGCAAAAAUAUUCCCUAUUCAUUCUUACUUUGAGAUGCUUAAUUUGGCAUCAUGGUUGAUGGGCUUAAGUGAGCUAAAAUCUGAGCAAUUGCUUGCUUUAUGGAGAAGUUUGCGCCGUAUUAGUUUGGAAGAGUUACAUAGAUCAAUUGAUUUUUCAAAAAUGUGUACAGGCUCUAGUAUUCAUCAAGCUGAUCUUGCUGCUGGAAUUGCCAAAGCUUGCAUUAAUUAUGGCAUGCUUGGGCGGAACCUGUCUCAAUUGUGUGAAGAAAUUCUUCAGAAGGAAGUUUUGGGACUUGAAAUUUGCAAGGACUUCCUUGACAUGUGUCCGAAGCUUCUAGAGCAGAACUCUAAAAUACUUCCAAAAAGCCGAGCAUUCCAGGUGCAAGUUGAUCUUCUUCGAGCAUGUGGCAGUGAAUUGACGGCAAGCAAGUUAGAGCACAAAGUUUGGGCAGCAGUUGCUGAUGAAACCGCUUCAGCAGUAAGAUAUGGUUUUAAAGAACAUCUCUUGGAAUCUCCUAGUCAUGUCUCUGCUUCAGCAUUUCUGGACAACAAUGAUGACUGCAUGGAUCAAUCUUUCCAUCCUAGAAGUGUAAAGGUUGAGUUACCGGUUAGGGUUGAUUUUGUUGGGGGUUGGAGCGAUACUCCUCCCUGGAGCUUAGAACGUGCUGGUUCUGUUCUAAAUAUGGCUAUAAGUUUAGAAGGUUCUCUUCCAAUUGGCACCGCCAUAGAGACAACAAAAGCAGCUGGUGUCUUUGUUAAUGAUGAUGCCGGAAAUGAGUUACAUAUUGAAGAUCUUACCUCUAUUGCUCCUCCAUUUGAAAGCAAUGAUCCAUUCCGGCUUGUCAAAUCUGCAUUGCUUGUGACUGGCAUUAUCCAUGAUAAUAGUCUUAUAUCAAUGGGUUUGCAAAUCAGGACAUGGGCCAAUGUACCUCGUGGCAGUGGCCUGGGGACUUCAAGCAUCUUAGCAGCUGCCGUUGUGAAAGGACUUCUCGAGAUAAUCGAUGGAGAUACUAGUAAUGAAAAUGUUGCAAGACUUGUUUUGGUAUUAGAGCAGCUUAUGGGAACAGGCGGUGGCUGGCAGGAUCAAAUUGGAGGUCUAUACCCUGGUAUUAAAUUUACUACAAGUUUUCCUGGAAUUCCAUUGCGGCUUCAAGUCAUCCCACUAUUGGCUUCUCCUCCAUUAGUUUCAGAAUUGCAGCAGCGAUUGCUUGUUGUAUUUACUGGUCAAGUUCGACUUGCACACCAGGUCCUGCAGAAGGUCGUAACUCGGUAUCUUCGAAGGGAUAACCUUCUUGUGUCAAGCAUCAAGCGCCUAGCUGAACUGGCAAAGAUCGGGAGGGAAUCUUUGAUGAAUUACGAUAUAGAUGAUCUGGGGGAGAUAAUGUUAGAGGCUUGGAGGUUACAUCAAGAACUCGAUCCUUACUGCAGUAAUGAAUUCGUUGAUCGACUUUUUGAAUUUGCUGACCCCUAUUGUUGUGGUUACAAGCUUGUGGGUGCUGGUGGUGGUGGUUUUGCCUUGUUACUUGCCAAGGAUGCUAAGCAUGCAAAGGAACUAAGAAAUUUGCUGGAAGAAGAUUCAAGUUUUGAUGUUAAAGUCUACGAUUGGAACAUCUUCUUAGCAUAGUUAAUUGUAUAGAUUUUGUCAGAAGGUUGCUUUAUUAUUAUUAUUACUAUUCUUUAAAUAAUUCUGAUAUAUAUUCUUUACUGUAAUUUGAGAGGUGGGUUUUGUCUUGUUGUGGUGUCUAAGAAAUGUAGUUGAUUGGGUAAUUCGUGUACAGUUGUGUAUUAUAUAAUAAGAUAAAUAUGGGAGUUACGGAACAGAUAACUAAUAAAGAGUCUAAUAACAGUUACCAUAUUCUUUCA